AUCCGCUCGUGUCACUAUGCCAAGCAACCACCAAGGACCACGACGUCCCCAAGCAGGCUGUCAACCGAUGUCGCCUAAUGACACCCUGCAAUGCAUGCCAUGGGGACAUCACAAACGGUAAGCUCAUUGGCACGCUUCAAUUUGAGUCCGUCGAGGCCUGGGCAUUCACACAAAAAGCCAUGGCGGGAACGCAUCGCUCGUCGAACUCCUUUGCGUCCCCUUCCCCCUUACCUUGUUUAGAGUCAUUUCCCCCAAGCACCACCAUAUCACACACACUCGCUUCAAAAAAAAAAAAAAAAAAAAAAAAACCCUUAGAAACCACCCCCUUCAACGAACGUCUUAGACGGGGCCAAACGUGCAACAAACCUCACCAGCUAGCUGCAUACUCUGCCACAAAGCAAGCGAGCCACCAUGAGGCAAUAUGCAACCCCGGUAGCACUUCUCGGCUGGUAUGCCGUGACAGUUAGCGCCGGAGCCCUCAACCCUAGGCAGUCCGGCAACAACCAGGUCUGCAAGCCCGAGGGCUUGUCGAACCCUGUGCCGCCCUGCGUUUCCGUUGAAAACAUUGAGUGGCAGUGCACGCCCAACGGCACGGAGCCACUCGCCUUCGAGGCACACAAGCAGUGCAUGUGCGGCGGCAGCUUUUUCAGCGACUGGAUGGGCUGCGAGUCCUGCCUGCAGGCGGCCGGCGAGCGCUCCGACCGCGACAUUGCCCGGUACGCGUCCGUCAUAUCGGCAGCGUCGUCUUCCCUGUGCGGCUCCGGCACCUUGACCAAGUCCUACAAGGAGAUCUUUUCGAGCGUGGACGGUACGGUGCCGCCCGUGACGACGGGCGCGACCAGGAGCUCGGAUCGCCUGUCCGGCUCCACCCAGGUGAGCAACUACUUCACCGCUACGGGGACCCAGGGCCCGGGUCCCAUUAGUGGCAGUGCCACGGCUGCCACCAGCAGGCCCGCGGAGACGGAGACGCGGGGCACCACCAGCUCCUCGCGGACCACGGCGACUACGGGAGGGUCCAGCUCCUCGCCGUCGCCGGGUUCGCAGUCAAACACGGCAAACGGAAACGAGCCAGCGACGACCAGCAGUAGCACCGGAUUGGGGGCGGCGCCGACGGCGGCAAUGGGAGGGAUGGCUUUGGGGCUCGCCGCGGGAGCUUUAGCCGCAGUGUUGUAAUGGGGACGUUUUGGAGCUUCUAUCGUGGUGAGGAGUCGCAUGGGUGGAAAGACACUUGGUAAUGAACGGGGUGGACAAGCGUUUUAUGAGCAAAGGGGACUUGGGCACUUAGACGAGAUAUAUGACCGUAUAUAGUGAAGUCCAAGCACCGCUCGAAUGAGAUACCUUGAAAGUUGCUAGCAAACACGAUGGAGAUGUAGAAAACAUGAGAAACUAAGAGGUUGGUUAAUGUAGCUCCUCUAGUUGGAGAAUUUU
This is a messenger RNA of Pyricularia oryzae 70-15, 1428 nucleotides long. RefSeq lists its product as uncharacterized. The coding region runs from base 412 to 1173 and encodes 253 amino acids. The transcript has a single exon. The record is from RefSeq and is a predicted model, not a curated record. Lineage: Eukaryota; Fungi; Ascomycota; Sordariomycetes; Magnaporthales; Pyriculariaceae.